ACGACAGCAGGCAGAGGUGAAAAGUCUGGAUCAUGUUUUCAUUCCAGCGGAGGCAUACUUGAACGACAAAGGACAUUGUAAAUAAAGAUCAACGAGGCGGUUAGCAGAGCACGUCGAGGUUCUGUACAAAGACAACACAUUGAUGUUGUUGUUAGCCAACCAGCUAGCACAAGCUGAAAUUUGUUAGCUAGCUAACGGAGGACCCUGUUAGCUAACCGCCACCAUCAUCGCUCCUAGCCAGCUGUGCAUCGCCCUGUCUUCCUACGAUGGGAAACGCAGCAACUGCCAAGAAAGGCAAUGAGCAAGAAAGCGAGACUUUUGUGAAAGAGUUCUUAGCUAAAGCCAAAGAAGAUUUUUUAAGAAAAUGGGAGUGUCCACCACAGAGCACAACUGGCCUGGAUGACUUUGAUAGGUUCAAGACUCUGGGCACUGGCUCAUUCGGGCGAGUUAUGCUUGUCAAACAUAAAGAAACAAACCAGUUCUACGCCAUGAAGAUCUUGGACAAACAAAAAGUGGUGAAGUUGAAGCAGAUAGAACACACACUAAAUGAGAAGAGAAUACUACAGGCCGUCUCUUUCCCCUUCCUCGUCAGAUUGGAGUACGCUUUCAAGGACAACUCAAACCUCUACAUGGUGAUGGAAUAUGUGCCCGGUGGAGAGAUGUUCUCACACCUCAGACGUAUUGGAAGGUUCAGUGAACACCAUGCAAGAUUUUAUGCAGCUCAGAUAGUACUCACCUUUGAGUACCUUCACUCCUUAGACCUCAUCUACAGAGACCUGAAGCCUGAAAACCUGCUCAUAGAUCAACAUGGGUAUAUCCAGGUCACAGACUUUGGCUUUGCCAAAAGAGUAAAAGGCAGGACCUGGACAUUGUGUGGCACUCCUGAGUACCUGGCUCCAGAGAUCAUCCUCAGCAAGGGCUACAACAAAGCUGUGGACUGGUGGGCACUUGGAGUUCUCAUCUAUGAAAUGGCUGCUGGUUACCCUCCAUUUUUUGCUGAUCAGCCUAUCCAGAUCUAUGAAAAGAUUGUGUCUGGCAAGGUACGAUUCCCUUCUCACUUCAGCUCUGACCUGAAGGAUCUGCUGAGAAACCUGCUCCAGGUCGACCUGACGAAGAGAUUUGGCAACCUGAAGAAUGGUGUGAAUGACAUAAAAAAUCACAAGUGGUUCUCCACAACAGACUGGAUUGCCAUCUAUGAGAGAAAGGUUGAAGCCCCCUUCUUGCCAAAGUGCAGAGGACCAGGAGACACAAGCAACUUUGACGACUACGAGGAAGAGGACAUUCGUGUCUCACAAACAGAAAAGUGUGCAAAAGAGUUUGCUGAGUUCUAGUGAGUGGGCGAGAGUCCCAUCAGGGCUCACAUGUUUUGGGAUAUUUGCACUCUCCUGAGGGUUAAGGUGGAACUGAGGCCGUCACGUGUCCAAAAAACAAAUGCCUCGUUCCUUCAUUCCACACAGCUGAAUGAGGUCCUUCUUGCCAUGAUCCUGCGUGCAGUUAGCACUAACCUAUACACAGGCACAUUAUGCAGACACCCUUCGUGCUGCAACACAAAAAUACUAGACCACGUUAUCUUUUGUCUUUUUUUUAUGUUUGCCACCUUUGAAUAGCCUCCCUCCUUAUUUCAGUCAAAAUACUUAUUUGAAAAGCAACUUGUAAACAAAUAUGCCCAUUUUUAAACGACACAAAGAGUGACUGAUUGUAUUAGCUGGUGUUGCACAUGUUGUGAUUUAAGCUUUGGGAAGAUAGAAGGGAUUUUUUUUGUUAUAUUUCUAAUAUUGAGUUUUGCCAGUUGUCUGUUGUCUGUUACAUGCCUGAGUGUGUUUUAUGGUUCAGUGUAUUACUCAUUAAUCAUGAACACUUUAACCAUUAUUCAUCAUUCUGAUAUCCUUAAGACUUAGAACCGUGUAUUUGUGCAUAUAGAAUUAUACAUAUAUGAGGCAUAGGAUUUUCGAACACUUUGCGUUUUUAAAGCAUGACCAAAAUGUAAAAAAAAAAAAGGUGUUUAGUGAAGGAAAAGCAGCACUGAUGACUUAUUGAAGUUUCUGAAUUUGAGCACUCAGGCAUUUAGUUCUUGAAGAGAAGGAUUAACAGUGAAGAGUGUUAUUAUGGAGCAGAAACUUGUCUUUGCUGUAUUAAACUCAGUCAUAGCAUUGUUUUAUCCAUAUCUGGUCACACCUCAGACUUGGUAUGGUGUUAAAUAUAAGGAAUGAGAUAAUAUAUUUUUCAGGUACAACUCUGUUUCACAAGGAAGGAAAGGGUUUGUCACUCCACUCAGCAGCUCAUCUGUCUUUGGUAUGUCCAGAAAUGUAUGAAGUGCAUUGACAUGGCAUUUUUCAAUAGCCGAGAGGUCACUUUGUUCGAUUUUCUUGAGAGAACGUUGUUGUGGAUGCAAAGCAGUGUUGGUCAUAUGGGCAUAUUUUGUCCAGUUGUGGGUUGCUUUCAAAUUGUGCUUUAGCAGAGCACUCGGAAGACAUUGUUUAACUGCCAUAUUUGUUUUGUUUUGUUUUUUUUCUCAUUUUUACUUUUGCAUGUUUGUUACGUUUGUACAGCUGUGACACAUCAAGCUAAUAGUGCCCUGCAAGUGUUCCUACCUUUCUUUUUGUUGUGUUUUGUUACCUUUAAACAUUGGUGCAGUAGGUGUAGGCAAUUUUUAUCUGAGUGACAUAUUCCUCCGCAUAACCCCACGAAAGCGAAACCAUUAACCAUGAAAAAUUAACAAAACUGAAAUAUCAUAACCUGAAAGUAUUCAUUCAUCUUGGUCACCACUUGGUUGAAACAUAUACUUACCUCAACUAUAGCUUGUAGUCUAUUUGCAUUUUUUUUUUUAAUCAAUUUGUACACUGUGAUGGAGCAAUGUUUGCUCAUUCUUCCUCGCAAAAUUGCUCAGGCUGAGUCAGGUCAGUUAGAGAAAGUUAACAGAUAAAAAUGUUUUGGUCUUGUUACAUAUUUUCAAAGGGAGUAAGAUCAAGAGUUUGACUUUUGAAGAACAUUUUAUUUUUUCAUCGUAAAUCCCUUCUGUUAAGUUAUUGUCUACACAUAUUUAAUAGAGAAACAUAGGUUUUACAAGGUUUUUUUUUAAUACUGAGCACCAUUCACUUCCCAUUAAUUGUGACACAUUGCCUGUCCUUGCUGCUGAAAUGUGGUCUCCGCAAACUCCUCACUGGCGUGACAGGUUGACAUGUAUUCAGCAUGUGAUCCUAGAAUCUGUAUUUCAAAGGUUCAAUACCUACAACACCAAGGUGUCCACUUGUUGAUCUUUCAGAUGUCAGAAAAGACCUGAUUGCUCCUGUCUCUGUGAUCCUUUGAUUCCCUGUUGGGAAGUUUGUCUCUGCCGUCCACACGGAGGUCAGAGUUUGAGGUCAUUUCUGCAGGUCGGACACUCAGGGCUGUGGGUAAAUUAAAGUUUUACAUGUUUCGUCCUGUUGGAAACAAUAACACAUUGCUGACAGUCUUUCCAAUCAACAUCUCUUAAGUCUUCUGAAGUUUCGAUCAUUAUUUGACAUGGUGCUCAAGUGUUUGUAGAUGAGAACAAUGCAAUUUAAUCAAGUUCAACAAUCUUAGACGACCAAAUGUGAAAAAGGUUUGGUGACUGAAUGCUUUUUUUAAAGGUACUGAUGUACUGUAUAUUGAUAUUGGCUAUGCCUGAAUUUAAACUUUUUUGUUCAUAUAUUGAGCACAUGACAUGACAUUUUAUUUUGCCCUGAUUUCAUUUCAAAAGGCACAACCGUUUCUUAUGCUGUUUUUAUUUAUAUUAGAGAUGUCUAAUAAAGUUGCAUUUUAAAUGUUUAAACUUGCAUAGUUCUCGGUAUAUAUGAGGAGACACCAACUGUUUUAUUCACAAAAGUGUUAUAAACAGUGAGUAUAUUGGAUUAUUUAUUUGUUCCAGUUUUUUUUCAUUUGCCCUUAUUGAAAAUAAAACAUUUAUAGAAAUUAUAAUAUUUACCACAGUUAACACACAUUGAUGCCUCUCAUGCCUAUUUAAAAUUGUAGCUUUUUAAUUUAACUUAUUUUAUAACCUUUUUUUGUUUCAUUUCUUUCCUUAGGAAAAUAACUUUAUUUAAGGGGACCCAACAUAAUUUUCCCAGUUUGAAGGGUGACCAGAAUGUAAUUGCAGAAUUAACGACUUUUUUUUUUUUUUAUUUGGACAAACUUUGAAGACUACACCUGGGAUUCAGCAUGUUUCAAUCCAAACUGCCUGUGUGUAAAUCUUCCCAUAAAAAUGUGUAGGAAAUCCACAGCUCUUCUUAUGUGUCAUUUAUCCCUCAUGUGUGUAAUAAUGUUUGUCAUAUUUGAUGUAAAUGAUGGCACUUUUCCCUGAGCCACCUCACACUCCAGACUGAAGGAAAUCAGUUUAUGAGUUCUUCGUAGCUAGUCACACAUGCCAGUAUGGGAUCAAUAAUCUGAAAUGUGUCUGUAUUUAGUUUGUGGGAUAUUUUGCACAUAAUUUAGAAGGCUGACACGUUUUUUUCCCACCCAUAUUUACUUGUGUUUGCAAGGGGAAUAUAGUACUUUGCUGUAGCAGAUUUUAUGUAACAAAGGAUAUGUCACUAUAAUAAAUUCUUUUUAUUAAAAACUA
Molecule: messenger RNA, 4576 nt
Organism: Plectropomus leopardus (leopard coralgrouper)
Lineage: Eukaryota; Metazoa; Chordata; Actinopteri; Perciformes; Serranidae
Source: RefSeq, a predicted model, not a curated record